Messenger RNA from Neoarius graeffei (lesser salmon catfish), 2302 nucleotides. Its product is annotated as zinc finger BED domain-containing protein 4-like. Lineage: Eukaryota; Metazoa; Chordata; Actinopteri; Siluriformes; Ariidae. Bases 1 to 1944 code for a protein of 647 amino acids. The record is from RefSeq and is a predicted model, not a curated record. Gene Ontology annotation, molecular function: protein binding. The transcript is spliced from 6 exons.
AUGCAGCCAAAGACGACUCAGCUCACGCUGCAGGAGAGUUUAAAAAGGAAAGAAAAAAUGCCCCGUGAAAGCACAAAGGCACAGGAGACAAUAGCCAAGAUAGCACAGAUGAUUGCAAUGAGUGACCUGCCGUUCGCCUUUGUAGAGAACCCUGGGUUUCUUAUGCUUAUGCAGCACGUAGACCCUCGAUUUGAAAUGCUAUCUCGUCACUAUUUCACCGAGAAAGCUCUGCCAGCCCUUCAUAAGAAGAUUUCUGACACACUACAUGUCCUGUUAUCAGAUGUACCCCAUGUUUCAUUCACCACAGACAUCUGGAGUUCGUCCGUGGCUCCCAUGUCUCUACUAAGCCUUACCGCACAGUGGAUUGGUUCAAGUUUUGUUUUGCGCCAUGCGACCCUACAUGCCCAGGAAGUUCGUGGAUCGCACACUGCAGAACGCAUCCAGCAAGCGAUGGAAAAUAUGCUAAUCAACUGGAGAAUUGACAAGCAACGGGUCCACAUAAUUUUGCGUGACAACGUGGCAAAUAUGAAGAAAGCUAUAAGGGAUCUGGGGGUGCCGAGUCUGGGCUGCGUAGCCCACUCCUGUCAACUGUGUGUGCGUGAGGGCCUGCUGUCUCAGCGCAGCGUGACCGAGACCCUGGCCAACACAAGGAAGAUAGUAGGCCAUUUUAAACACUCCCCAUUGGCCUACUCUCGACUAAAAGACAUCCAGAUGGAGCUUCAUAUGGAUAUUAAGCGCCUACAGCAAGAUGUACCGACACGAUGGAACAGCAGCCUCUACAUGCUGCAGAGCCUACUGGAACAAAAGCGCGCUCCUAGUGUGUUUGCAGCUGAGCGCACUCUACCAGCUACACUGUCAGCUCACCAGUGGGAGCUGAUGAAGAAGACUGCUGAUGUGCUAUCCACCUUUGAAGAGCUGACCAGGGAUGUGAGCAGGGAGACUGCAACGGCAGCUGAUGUGAUCCCUGCCAUAACAGUCCUCAGGUGUGUUCUGUCUCAGGAGGAUGAUGAUGAUGACCAGGGAAUAAAAACAAUGAAGAGGACUCUCCUGGAGGCAGUGGAGAAGCGCUUUGCUGAUGUUGAAACUGAGCCACUCUACUACAUCGCCACUCUUCUAGAUCCUAGAUACAAUGAUGGGCAAUCAGCCAACCUGUUGCUUGCAAAGGAACAUCUUAUCCAGGAGGUGACAAAGGCAGAGGAGAGGAGGACUGCCAGUGCAGUGGUAGAGGAAAACGAGGCCACAGCAGAGCCAGUGAGCAAGGCACCACAUCAUGAAGCAUGGAGCAGCCUGGACAUCGCCUUUGAGGAAAUCUUACGAGAGAGGCAGUCACAGGGACGUUCAGAUCAUUUCAGGACCAGAACCACAGAGCAGAGAAGACUUUCUGAAAUUUUGUUUUUCUCUUUUAUUUUAGAUUUCUGUUAUCUGACUCUGGAUCCCAACACGGCACAUCGUCGCCUCAUUCUGUCUGAGAAGAACAGAGCGGUGAGAUACAGUGAGAGAGAGCAGCAUUACUCUGAUCAUCCAGAGAGAUUUGAUUCCUUCCCUCAGGUGUUGUGUAAGGAGAGUGUGUGUGGACGCUGUUACUGGAAGGUGGAGUGGAGCGGUGAUGGUGUGUCCAUAUCAGUCUCAUAUAAAGACAUCAGCAGGAACGGACGGGGUAAUGAGAGUGGGUUUGGAUGCAACAAUCAGUCCUGGAGUCUGUGGUGUUCUUCUUCUUCUUCUCUCUCUUUCUACCACAACAACAUUGAGACUGAUCUCAGAGUUCCAUCACCCUCCAGAAUAGGAGUGUAUGUGGAUCACAGUGCAGGAACUCUGUCCUUCUACAGCAUCUCUGACACGAUGAAGCUCCUCCACAGAGUCCACACCACAUUCACUCAGACUCUAUACGCUGGGUUUGAGGUCUGGUCUCCUGGUUCUACAGUGAGAUUGUGUGAUCCAGAAUAAAAGUGUGUAGUGUUUUCUGUAAAAUUCCUGCACGUUGCCACGUUGUUGCUCAGUCGUCUGUUUCACUAGAACACAAUCCAGCUGCACAAAAACACUCAUUUUAAUAUUUAAAUGAAAGCAGAUGAAUAAUUUAAAAUAAUUACAAAGGAAAUGUUAAAAAUUAACUGUCAGACAAGAAACUCGUCAAAUUUAAAAAGAAAAUGAUCUCAUGACCUUCACAUUAUAAAGUUGUGUUUGUUUCAUAUUAAGCAGCGUCUCAUUAAAUAACUAAUAAACAGUAAUAAAGCCAGAACAGAACAACAUUUUAAACCUGUUCAGGUCACACUAUAUAAAAAUAAAACAUCACUUUUGGGAUGAA